AGUUAUUAUAAAAAUGGUCCUAGGGAAUAGAUAUUUGUGAAAGAGAAAAACCAGAGUGAACACAUAGAGAGAAAGUGGAAAGAUGAUAGAGAUUUCAGAGGAAGUGAUGAAACAGUUAUUUUGGACAGCUGGGUUGAUAGUGAUAAGUACUGUUGUAAUAUUGUUUGAGAAACUAUGGUGGAAGCCACAUAGGAUUAGAUCAGUGCUUGAAAAACAAGGAAUCAAAGGACCAAAACCGUCUUUUCCAUUGGGAAAUGUUUCUGAGAUGAAAAAUCUUCAACCCCAACCACCUUCAAAUUCAGAUGUCAAAGAAGCAUGGGUUUAUUCUAUUUUUCCAUAUUUUCACAUCUGGAAACAACGUUAUGGUCCAUUGUAUUUGUACUCGACCGGAACAAAGCAACAUCUGUAUGUGGAGAAGGGUGCCUUAGUAAAAGAUAUGGCUGCGCAUAUGGCCCCUGAUCUAGGCAGGCCUUUGUAUCUUAACCAAGCAUUAGAGCCUAUUUUUGGAGAUGGCGUCCUAAGAGCCAAUGGUAAAACAUGGGUCUAUCAAAGGAAUGUUAUUAUUGCUGAAUUAUUCAUGAGCAAAAUUAAGAAAAUGUUAUAUAGUAUGGAAGAUUCUGCUAUGGAAAUUGUCAAAAAAUGGGAUAAAUCUAUAGAAGAAAAUAAAGGAAAAACCGUAGAUUUGGUGAUUGAACAUGAUUUGAAGGUUCUUUCAGAAGAUAUUCUUUCAAAAGCUUGUUUUGGUAGCAAUUAUGGAGAAGGAAAACAUGUUUUUGAAAGAUUGGGUGCUAUGCAAACUAAACUUGGAACGACCAGUACACUUUUAGGAUUUUUUAACUUAAGUUUUCUUUCAAUUAAUGGCAACAAAGAGGUAUGGAGGAUGAAGAAAGAGGUGGACGUGUUGAUAACAAAAAUGAUCAAUGAUCGUGAAAUCCAAAACAAAAAUAAGAACGAUGAUGAGAAACCAAAUGAUCUAUUACAAAAAAUAAUAGAAAGUUCCAAAAGAGAUACAACUUUAAAUGAAAAGGGUUUUUUCAAAACGAAGUAUGACAUGAACCAAUUGACUAUAGAUCUUUGCAAAAAUAUCUACUUUGCUGGCUCUGAGUCGACCGCUCUUGCAACUACUUGGGCAUUGUGGCUCAUUGCAUCAUAUCCUGAAUGGCAACAACGUCUUCGAUCUGAGAUCUUGGAAGCAUUUGAUUACAAGUUGCCUCAUUCUUUCUGUGAGGAUGGCAAACUUCAAAAGCUGAAAUUGCUAACAAUGGUGAUUCAAGAGAGUUUUCGUCUUUAUGGACCAGCGGUGACUAACUCAAGAGAAACUUUUGCUGACAUGAAAUUCGGAGACCUUUUGGUACCUAAAGGCACCUACUUGUGGAUGUUUGUGCCAGCACUUCAUCGCGACACAGAUAAUUGGGGACCAGAUGCUGCAGAGUUUAAGCCAGAAAGAUUUGCAAAUGGUCUUAGUAAAGCUUGCAAAUAUCCUCAAGCUUAUAUUCCAUUCGGAUUUGGGAGUCGCAAUUGCUUAGGCCAAAACUUUACAAUGACAGAAAUUAAGAUUGCACUUAGUCUUCUCCUCUAUCAUUUCUCCUUUGAGGUUUCACCAGAUUAUCGACAUUGCCCUGUCUCUAAUAUGUUGUUAAUUCCAAAGUAUGGUAUAAGGCUUCUUGUUACCAGGCUGAACCACAUAAAGAAAUGAUUCACUUGUUUUUCUGGUCAUGACUCUAUCGGUUUUAACCGACAUGAAUAACACAUCCUAUAAUAAUAUUAAUAAUAUAUCUUAUGCUUUCUAUUCUCCA
This is a messenger RNA of Cicer arietinum (chickpea), 1796 nucleotides long. RefSeq names its product cytochrome P450 714A1-like. NCBI's taxonomy places the organism in Eukaryota, Viridiplantae, Streptophyta, Magnoliopsida, Fabales, Fabaceae. Gene Ontology annotation, molecular function: heme binding; iron ion binding; monooxygenase activity. The record is from RefSeq and is a predicted model, not a curated record.